Messenger RNA from Melanotaenia boesemani (Boeseman's rainbowfish), 1057 nucleotides. Its product is annotated as membrane-spanning 4-domains subfamily A member 4A-like. The record is from RefSeq and is a predicted model, not a curated record. Gene Ontology annotation, cellular component: membrane. The transcript is spliced from 8 exons. Bases 102 to 764 code for a protein of 220 amino acids. NCBI's taxonomy places the organism in Eukaryota, Metazoa, Chordata, Actinopteri, Atheriniformes, Melanotaeniidae.
CCUGAACUCAUUACUGAAAAAAAACAAACGGAGUCACAGAGUCUGAAACAACACAUCAGGCAGCUUUACCUGCUUUUAUCUCUGUGUGGUUGGUGUGAAAGAUGUCCAGCUCUGUUGUUAAAGACAAGAACGUGACUGUGGGCACCAAGAAGGCCGACAACAAAUCCAUGUUGCCUCCGCCCAACCCAGCGUUGUGCUCGCUCAGCAAAGCCAUGAUGGGGAGCAGUGUGGUCGGAGUUCUCGGGACGGUGCAGAUCAUGGUGGGCCUGUUCAACAUUGGACUCGGUCCGGGACGAACAAGCAUGCAUCCUUAUGAUUUGACUACCUUGGGAGCAGCAUAUUGGCUGGGAGCUGUGUUCUUAUUAGCUGGAAUCGUGUCUAUUCUUGCUGACUCCUGCUACUGUGUCUGCUUAGUGGGAUUUUCUGUUUUUAUGAACAUAGUUGGAUCCAUCGCUGCCAUUCUUAGCAUUGUGCUGUACGCUAUAGAUUUAUCAUUCUCCAUUAUGUGGCUAUGUGACAACGAGAGGUCUAAUGCUCAUAACCCUGAUAGCUGCAGAUAUGUGGCAUAUAUUGCUCAGAAUUUGCUGACAAGCAUGGAUAUUUCUCUGAUCGUCCUGGCCGUUCUGCAGCUGUGCGUCUGCAUCAGUGUUGCAGUUCUGGGCAUCAGGGCUCUGUGCUACAUGUGGAAUGAAAAAAGUGUCAGAGAUGCUGAAACUCACCAGCCAUUGUUGAAGGAAGUUCUCAUGAGCAGUCCUGGAGCUUAAAAUCAACCUGAACAUACAGCAUGCAGCACCUGCAUGUCUUUAAUCUGCAUCCUCAUGCAGAGGGCAUCAAGUCUUUCUCAGUUUUAGUGGACAGUCAAAAUCAAAUAUCACUUCUAGAUAAUAAUUGUUGAUUAUAUCUGCUUUUAUAAAGUUAAAUAAGCUCAACAUGCAACAUGACAGUAUAGUCAUAAGACAUAAAGUACUUCUAUGCUUAACGCCGGUGUGGGAUAUGAUAAGAGGACCUGGAACAUUUGAUUUUCUUUUUAAGGUAUGAAUAAAAUUUUUGAUUGAAA